AUGAUUUCUCAUCCACAGUUUGCUAAAGCCCACCUCCAAUUACCACACACACAAGCGAAAACUCGAUUAUGUAUCAUCAACUUUGAAGAGGAAAAAUAUGGUGAUUCUAUGGUGGUCCGAGUCUUCACUAAAGAUUGGGAAUCAAUUGGUGAUGGUAACGGCAGUGGUGGCUUACUGGAUUUUGAUUAUUCACUGAGCGAUGUAAAUCUCAAAUACUCUGUCCAUAUUUUGAAUUCUUGUGAUGGGUUGUUAUGUCUAGUUGACGGUUUGGGUAAAAUUGUCUUGUGGAACCCAUCUACCAGGCAAUACAAUCCAUUACCACCAAAUGCUAAUGGUCCAAAAUGUAGUUGGUCUGGAUUUGGGUAUGACUCCUCUGCCGAUGACUACAAGAUAGUAGGGGUUUCUCACUUAGCUUAUGAUCUAAAUGUCCCUGAUCCAACAGUAGUGGCUUUUGAUUUUGAAAAAGAGGAGUUCCGGCAGAUGACAAUUCCAAGGGAUGAAUCUUCUCGUAUGUUGACUGUGAUAGGAGGAUGCCUUUGUACACCUUCUGGUAGAGAUUCAAGUAAGAUGUGGGUAAUGAAAGAGUAUGGUGUUGAGGCAUCUUGGACGAGGAUGGAUUCCCCAUAUUUGGAUGAAAAUUUCAAGUGCCAACCUCUGAAUAAUCAAGUUAAGUUGUGGGUCAAUGAGGAGCCACUUGUAGUUCUGUUUGAUGUGCUCGAUAAGCGAUGCAUGAAAUAUGCUGCCAACUUGUAUGUGGAAAGUCUAGUUCCACCUUAUCCGUCACAGAAUGAAUGA
This is a messenger RNA of Vitis riparia (riverbank grape), 795 nucleotides long. Its product is annotated as F-box/kelch-repeat protein At3g06240-like. The transcript is spliced from 2 exons. Bases 1 to 795 code for a protein of 264 amino acids. Lineage: Eukaryota; Viridiplantae; Streptophyta; Magnoliopsida; Vitales; Vitaceae. The record is from RefSeq and is a predicted model, not a curated record.